This is a messenger RNA of Zea mays, 1566 nucleotides long. RefSeq lists its product as uncharacterized. The transcript has 5 exons. Lineage: Eukaryota; Viridiplantae; Streptophyta; Magnoliopsida; Poales; Poaceae. Gene Ontology annotation, molecular function: hydrolase activity, acting on ester bonds. The record is from RefSeq and is a predicted model, not a curated record. The coding region runs from base 252 to 1439 and encodes 395 amino acids.
UACUAUAUUCGAAGAAAUUGAUGUUGCCCUUGGACAGAUCCAGCAACCACUUUCGUUGGAGUUGAGUUAGAUUGGACAGACCGUUUCGAUUGGGCCCCGCCUUAUCAAUCGCCAAAAGUCAGACGCCGAUUGGCUGCCGCAUUUAUUAUAUUGGUUUGGUACUUGGUAGUUUGGUGACGCUGAGGCCUCGUCCCCGAUCAGACUUGUUCGGCCUCUUCGACGGCGUGCCCGUCUCCCCGGGCUCAUUCGCCAUGCAUUCCUCAGCCUCCGCGAGAGGAGGACGAGGGCUCCUCUUGCCGGCGGCUGCGGCGGCGGUUGUGGUGCUACUGUUGGGUGCAGUGGCGCCAGCGGCGGGUUGCUAUCCGCGCGUGUUCAACUUCGGGGACUCUCUGGCGGACACGGGCAACUACCCGUUCGUCUAUGGCAACGACUCAGCCAAGCUCCGGCCACCCUACGGCGAGACCUUCUUCCACCGCGCCACCGGGCGCGCCUCCAACGGGCGCCUCGUGGUCGACUUCAUCGCGGACACGCUCGGCCUCCCGUUCGUGCGACCGUAUCUGAGCGGACGGAGCGCGGAGGACUUCGCGGGCGGGGCCAACUUCGCCGUGGGCGGCGCCACGGCGCUCAGCCCGGACUUCUUCCGUGCAAGGGGGUUCCACAACAUGGGAAACCGAGUGGACCUCGACAUGGAGAUGAAGUGGUUCCGCGGCCUGCUCGACCUACUCUGCCCCGGCAACCUCGCCGGUUGCUCGGAUAUGAUGAACCAAUCUCUCUUCUUAGUUGGAGAAAUCGGGGGCAAUGACUACAACGGACCUCUUCUUUCUGGAGUUCCCUUCGAGGAAAUUCGCGCCAUCACUCCGAGUGUUGUUGCGAAAAUUUCUUCUACAAUCAGCCUAGGAGCCAAGACUCUUGUGGUUCCAGGAAACCUUCCUAUUGGAUGUGUCCCAAAAUAUCUGAUGAUAUUCAAGAGCAAUAAGAAAGAGGAUUAUGAUCCACAGACAGGUUGUCUUAGAUGGAUGAACGAGUUCUCACAGUACCACAACAAGCUUCUUGUGGAGCAGCUCAAGAAGCUUCGCAGGCUCCAUCCUGGAGUAACCAUCAUCUAUGCUGAUUACUAUGGAGCUGCUAUGGAAAUAUUCCUUUCCCCUGAACGAUAUGGGAUCGAAUAUCCCCUAGUGGCUUGCUGUGGUGCAGAAGGACCCUACGGUGUGUCCCCAACUACAAGCUGUGGAUUGGGAGAAUAUAAGCUGUGCGAUAAUCCAGAAAGGUAUGGAUCAUGGGAUGGCCUCCAUCCAACAGAAUCUGCAUACAAGGUCAUCGCUAUGGGCCUGCUACUAGGUUCCUAUACAAGACCGCCAAUCGCUUCCACCACCACUUCAUGUCCACAGCUUAUGGAGCUCGGCUCUUCUGCUGAAUACAAACGCCUCUACGACCUGUAAUAAUUUAUGUAAUUAUAUUUUAUUGUAUGUACUCCCUCGCCCACUUCAAUAAGUCCCAUUUUGCGAGUACAUGUACUUUGUAACUUUUAACUAAUAACUUAUCAAACUAGCUACUAUAUAUUUGUUA